CUUUGGGAUCAAUCAUCAAAACUGUAGCAUAUUACUUACUCUAUGAUCAAAAGUAAAAUGGAAACGUCGGAUUGGGUUUGUUUUUUAAUUUCGGGUACGUUAUAUUCCCAGUGUUUUAUUUAAAUACGCAUAGAAUAUUUAGGAAUUUAAGUUAGUUUAUAAAUAAUUUGAUUUACCAGUGAUUAUUUUUAGUGAAGUCGAAAAUUAAUUGCCUUGUUUGAAAGUUGACAUUUGCAUUUGUCGUUAAACACAAGCCAAAAUUUAUAUACAAUUGGCUAAACUUACUGGCUGUUGAUACGUUUGGUGAAAACAAUGGAUAUACACUCGCAGUAUUUUGUACCUAAUACUGCAGUGCAGUAUUUCGGUUGUGGGGAUAUAAGUUUUGAUAAGACUGAAGACAGUGGAUACCACACUACCUCUACACCUAAUUCAGCAUAUUUUGACUCUGAGUCAUCCAAAGAAAACACAGACCAGUCUGGAGGUUCAAAUCAGACUCACAGCACUCCUAGAAAAAGACGAAUAUCUGAAUGCAGCAGUGGCUAUAGUUCACGACAUUAUAACAAUACAGACUCUGAUUCAUAUCCACUCACACCCAUCAAAAGAAACUGCACGUUGCACCCAUGCAAAUCUUCGAAAAAGCUUGACUUUAAUGGCCAUCAAAUUCAUUCCCUGGAAUGUCGAAGAAAUGAAUUGCAACCAGCUAAACAGGUUCCAUCUGUACGAAGAGUACAAAAUGUGAUAAUUCCAUGCCAGUCCUCUAAGAAGAUUGAUUGGAUUCAAUAUUUAUUUGAUCACAAUAUAAUCCCACCAGUAGAAACAAUUCUGAGCUAUUUACAACCUGAAGAUAUUUUAAACUUCACAAAAGUUACUCCAGAAUGGCAUACUAUUUGGAAACACUCUGCCACUAAAAAGAUGAAACAAAAAUACAAAACUUACUUGGAAAGUUUAAGACAAAACCAAGAGAAUUUAUUCAGGCAAGUUAUUCCUGCUGGUCAUAAAGCAUAUAGUCAAGCCAGUCAGACUCCUCCACGGAGCCCUCCCAGCACACCAAGAACAUAUAGAUUUAGAAGAUUCAUCAAGUCUGCCUCAUCCGACACACGGACUCAAAUGUCAUGUGUAAGGUGCUCUCAACCAGCAAAGGUGACAAAAGAAGAUACAGGUGAACAAUGGGUUUUGUGUACAAACAGUUUAUGCUCAUUUGAAUAUUGUACAUAUUGUAAGUGCAAGCGACACCCAAACAUAAAGUGUUUUCAAUAUGAUCUCAAUGGUCCCAGUCCGUCAAAAAGAAAGAAAACACCAUCAGUGGUAGGCAGUAAAAAUAGUCGAAAGAACUUGCGACGUCUUCUAUGAUUCAUCACAAUCCUGAUUUUUCUUCAGGUAUGUAUGGCCUUAUAGUGGUGCAACAAACGCAAAAGCAUUUAUACAUUUAAGGCACCUUUUCUUACACCCCCUAAAAAGUUGUUAAGGCCAUCACUGAGAAUUUGCAAAUAUUAUUGAAGGGUGUUUUUUCUCUUUUUCUUAUUUUAAAGAAAAUUAAAAGAUAGUGGUUAAUUAAAAUCGCAGUUUUAGAAUUAGCAUAAUGUUUCUUUAUGCUUAAGUUAUUUGUUGAUUUCAAAAGGAAAAUUGAGGAUCUUGUCACAUAGAUUAGAAAAGGAAUCAACAAAAGUUUGUUAAAGAAUGGUGCAGUUAAUUAAUAAUAAUAUUGAUCUAAUGCUCAGUCAUAUUAGCAGAAGUUUAAGGAUUUUGUGAGACUGAUGCUGAAAUGUUCAAAAAUUUUAAUUAUUUCUGUACUUAUAUUUUGGAAGUGUACAAUUUCAAUGUUUUUAUGCCAUAUUUUUGUGAUAUGUUACUAAUAAUACUAUUCUACAGACUUGACCAAUAUGCAACAGUUUGUGUUUUUAUCAUGGCAGUGACCCUAAGUGGCAAUAAUAUUACGCUAAAGGAAUAUUCUUUCCUUUUGGGGUGGAGAAAUAAUUAUGGAUGGUUAUGAAACAUUCAUAACCAUAGUUUAUUACAAAAUGGAUGACUAUUGCGAUUUUAUAAUUUAAAUUAACACUCCUACAUAACAUUUAAUAAUAUUUUUUAUUAUAAUUUCUCAUAUAUAAAUAUAAUCUCAUUGGCUAAAAGUAAACCUCUUUUUUACAGUUCAGUAUGCACAAACUUUCGUAUAUUUAAAGCCCGUCUUUUAAUCUAUAUAAUAUGAAAUUACUCUAUAAUUAUGUAGAGUUUGAUUCUGUAAAGCUUUAUAAUUUUACGCUUUUAUUGUAAAAAAUAAUGCCCUAGAAUCUCUUCAUUUUAUGUUAUAAUUUUAAUACAAAUAAGUAUUUAAGUUUUAUUAGUAUUAUUGAACUGGGAUCAUUGAAUAAAAUAAAUAAUUUAUGCUUUGCAAAUAAUGUAACUGAAAUAUUCAUGUGGAUAUUGGAGCUAUUUUAAAAAUGUACCUAACUAGGGCAGUUGCUUACAUCCUAAUCGAAAUAUGUGUCAUCGGUUAUAUGUCAUCUAGAUAGAUGGCGUGGAAGUCACACCAGGCAGAUGCCUGGUGUGACUUCCACGCCAAAAGAAAGAUCUCGUGACUUCCUAAAACUGAAAAUAUUUUGGAGACACUGUUCUCAGACCAAUUUUUACCGAAACAUCUGCCAUUUAUCUAGUAAUCUAGGACAUUUUAAAGUCCUGAAGUUACAUUGUGUCACACUCAGUAUUCGAUUUCGGGGUUUUUAAAUAUGCCAACGCAGAACCUCAAGUAGCAGUAUUGCUAUUGCGUUUCGUACGCCAGACUUGAUGGAAGCAGAAUAGAUUCUCUCUCCCUUUCGAAUCCUCAUUCCUCCACAAAAUGUGACAACGCAUUUAUAUUUUUUUAUUUACUUAUCAUUAUGAUUAGUGACUCUCCAGCACGUUUGUUUGUUUGACAAAAUGAGCAUGCCAGCUGCUCAUGAACAGAAGCAACACCAACUUAGAAUUAGAAUUCAAGGCAGGCACAUUUUUGACACUGCAUUGUAUUCAUUACCCUAAUAUUACAAAUGUAAUUUCCAUUAUCUCUAUUUAUUACAUAAAUGCUGUGUUCAGUAUGUAGAUAAACGCUUGAGUAUCAUGAGAGUAUCGUCGAAUUUUUUAUAGCUUCUUUAGUUAUGCAAGUUUUACUAAGAAUCAUUUAACUACUAACUAAUACUUUGCCAGGAUUGUUUUAAUUAAAACUUUAAAAAUAUUAAAUUCAUAGGUAUGAUAUGUGCCAUAUUUUCUUACACCGCCACGUCUUUUGUUGGUCUGAUACCAAAUAUUCGGCGUUUCUGAAAAUUGUUUUGUUAAGGAAAAAAAAAAAUUUAAUAAUAAUAUACUUCAUUAAAAAAAUAAUGUUAUCUGUGCAGUGUCCUGUGGCUUCGUCCGCGUCUUAAUGUUAGUCUGUUAUUCUGAAAUCAAAAUAAUUAAAAGCUCUCAGUAAAACUCGCUUAUAUUUUAUAGAGCAUCUAUUUCAUUUGAAACAAUCUUUAUGCCUACCGUUAUUAUUUUAAAUAUGUUUAGUGGUUUAUGAAUCAUUAAGUAUACAAACCAUCAGCCUCAUGUGGUCCUCUUAAGGGUUAAUUGUUAAUAGUAUCCCUAGAAGGUACUCCAUCCCUAAGGUUAAAGUUAUCCUUAUACCAAAUUUUAUUAAAGUCGGUUCAGUUGUUAUGACUUUUAAAAUAUCAUAGACAGUUUAGUAAUAUUCAUUUAUAUUAAUUUUGAUAUUGGUUUUUUCGUAAGACCCUAUUUGCUUUAAUUUUCAGCAAUAAGUACGAAAUUGUAUCUAUUUUAUCUCGCGAUAAUAUUUUACAACAUGGAUUUUUUCAGUGUGCUAUUAGCAUUUUUAUUUUCUCACGUAAAAUACAAUGCACCUACGACUUAAAUAAUGCAGUCACUUAAACAUAAAGAAAUAUUAUCAAAAUGAUUGUUUAAACUGUGUAAUUAAUGUCAAUAUAAAUCUUUCAUCGAUGCGAUUGAAUAUUAAUAUUGACCUUCAAAUAUUACGUGAUAUUAUAAGUAAGAUGAUUACAUGACAUGUAAUUUGUUAAGUUCUAAGGUAAUAUUUUAACUGUUGAUUUUUCAUUCAUCGGAUACACUAUCGAACGAAUCUUUUUGACACUCCCUCAUUAAAAAAUAUCCUUAAGACGAACAAUCAUUAGAUAAAAGUUGUGCAUAGAAUAAAAUAUAUAAGAGAGAAAUUUAACAAUUACAGCUGUAUGAAUAAAAAACAAUGUAUUCGUUUGAAACUUUUAUUCAGUGAGGUUCUAAUUUAUUUGAUGGACAACUCUUAUUCUGGUAAAUAAAAAAUCACCUCUAGUUGCAAAAUUAUUCACUUGUUAUAAAAAAAUCGAUGAUUGAUAAAUCUGCACUAAAAUACUUUGCAUUCAAUCUGUUAUUAUUAUGCACUGAUGAUAUUAGCUAUACUCAUUAGUGUAAAAAAAUGUCCGUAAAUGUAAUGUAUAAUGUAUAAUCGCCUCGUGGGUCUAUUGGCAGCAUUAUGGGCUGUAACCUAGUAGAUUCCAGGUUUGCGUCCUAGUUCGAGUAAUUUAAUUGUGAUUUUUUAUCUAAUGUCCUGAUGCGCACUGAUGUCAGGAUUUCAUUUGGACGCAAAAGCUUAGCUGAGACUUUUCAGCGACAUGUGCACAGGCAUGAUUCGCCAACCAAACGUUGUAGUUGGACUAUUUGGAUUCGUGCAGAAUUUUAAUGAUGAAUGUAAAAAUUUAUCAUAUUCCAGAAAGAUGGAAUGCCAUUCCAAACCAAAUUUUUCUAUGGGUAUUUGUUUAAUUUACGAUUUGUUAUAUUUAAUAGAAAUAAUAAUCACAUUAUUAAUGUGGCUAUCAGUGCCAUUUACAUAAUAAUACUAAAUUAUUUUCUCAACGUGUUUAUACUUUAAUGCUAGAAGUAUGACAUCACUAAAAUAACUUUGUUAAUCCAUUCAUUCCUAAAUGAAGAUUUCAUAAGCAGAUUGAUUAAAGCCUCCUUCAACUACCAGGGGGAACUGGGGAACUUUGUUCUCCUCAUUUUUAAUGUCUUUAAUUAUUAGCUAAAAUUAAUGAUUUCAGAGUAUAUUCAGCUAUCGGUAAAUAAAAUCCUAUUUUUAAAUAUUUUGUUAAUAAUAUUACAUUAAAACAAGACACAGAGAUUUAUGUAUAAAAACUUCACCUGAGGAUGUCAGCCGUGUUUUCCAGCUCCCCUUACAAAUACUAAUGCAUAUUACUUACAAUCAAUAUAAUACACUUUAAUAAAAUUUGAAUUAUGUACAUUAUGCAUUAUUUAAAAGUUUCAAUAGUUACUAUAUGUUGUAUAAUUAUUCUGCUUGAUAUGUUUUAUGUUGAUGUACAUAGUAUUAUUGUCCCAUUUUGUAUGUUCUAGACAUCUGUAAAUUAAGUAGGAGGCUGAGAUCAUCUUUGUUUAAAAAAUAUAAGACUGAUAGAUACCUUUAUGAGAUUUUAAACAUUGUGAAAACAUGAUUGUUUAAUGAAUGUACUUUUACAAAACAAGAAUUUCAAAUAGUUUUGAAAGAAAUUGUACCUAGUCGUAGGAUUUUUGUAGAUUUUUAUGUGUAUUUUUUUCCAAGUCUAAAUACAUGUUUUUAAGGAUAGUCAAUAGAAACCAGUGCACAAUUUUAUAUAGACAAACAAAUUCUCAAGUUUAAUUAAUGUGGCCUUUAUAAGUGUCUCAACACUUUUUCUAGUGUCUUCGAAGGCGAGUAGAAGGAAAUUCAUUCUUAAGCCUGCCAAUCGAAUAAAUUUGUUUAGAAACGCACGGUGCGGUGCGUUAUUACAGGCUUUAUAGAUAAACCUCCUUCAUUAUUUGUCUAGAUGGUGUGAUAAAAAGGAGAUGACAGGAUUAUCUUCAACAGUUCCUUGAUAUAUACUCACAGUUGCAAAUAUGUAUUCUUAUUCGCCGCUUAUUGUAUUCCUAUUUUUAUAUCAUAAAAUUCCGAAUAAUUCGUAAUUUAAUUUCAUGACAAUUGUAAAUAAUGUAUUUAUAUUAUUGUCUCUAUUGUAAUUCUUUGAUAAGUUAGUAAUAUAAGACUUUUUUUUAAGA
Molecule: messenger RNA, 6045 nt
Organism: Manduca sexta (tobacco hornworm)
Lineage: Eukaryota; Metazoa; Arthropoda; Insecta; Lepidoptera; Sphingidae
Product: F-box only protein 5
Exons: 2
Coding region: 313-1350 (345 amino acids)
Biological process (GO): negative regulation of meiotic nuclear division; regulation of mitotic nuclear division
Cellular component (GO): nucleus
Source: RefSeq, a predicted model, not a curated record